AUGAGGUUCAAAUUCCCUCUUCUGGCCCUUGGCCUGGAGAUCACUAUGAUUGUUUUAUUUGCACUAUUUGUUCAAUAUGAGGAGAAUCAGAACAUUGUCCAACAUCCCAACAGCACCAAAUCAGCAAGCAUGGACAGAUCUCUUGACUUAUAUCCUCUAUUCCAGGAUGUGCAUGUUAUGAUAUUUGUUGGAUUUGGUUUCCUCAUGACCUUCCUGAAGAAAUAUGGUUUCAGCAGUGUGGGCAUCAACCUGCUGAUCGCCGCUCUGGGUCUCCAGUGGGGCACUAUUGCACAGGGCCUCCUACACAGCCACGGAGAGAAAAUUCUCAUUGGCAUCAAGAGCUUGAUAAACGCAGACUUCAGUACAGCCACAGUUCUGAUUUCCUUUGGAGCUGUCCUGGGAAAAACAAGUCCAGUCCAGAUGCUGAUCAUGACGAUUAUAGAAAUUACUAUCUUUGCUGGCAAUGAACAUCUGGUUGUGGAGAAGUUUCAGGCAUCUGAUGUUGGAGCAUCAAUGACCAUCCAUACCUUUGGGGCCUACUUUGGCUUAGCAGCAGCAGGCAUCUUAUAUCGACCUGGCCUAAGAGCAGGGCAUGAAAACGAGGAGUCUGUGUACCACUCGGACUUGUUUGCAAUGAUUGGGACUCUCUUCCUAUGGAUGUUUUGGCCCAGCUUUAAUUCGGCCAUUGCUGAACCUAUAGACAAUCAGUACCGGGCCAUUGUAAAUACCUACUUCUCUCUAGCUGCCUGUGUGGUCACAGCCUACGCAUUGUCCAGCCUUGUUGAGCACCGAGGAAAACUCGAUAUGGUCCACAUUCAGAAUGCAACCCUUGCUGGCGGAGUGGCUGUGGGAACGUGUGCAGACAUGGAGAUUAACCCCUAUGGGGCAAUGAUCAUUGGGAGCCUUGCAGGAAUAGUCUCUGUGCUUGGGUACAAGUUCCUGACUCCAUUUUUUGCUUCCAAACUGAGGAUCCAAGAUACCUGUGGGGUCCAUAACCUGCACGGCUUACCGGGUCUGAUAGGAGGGCUCGCUGGUAUUGUGACGGUAGCCAUGAAAUCAUCUGACAUGUCUAAAGUGGCCAGGCAGGCAAGUGCCCUGGGUUCUUCCAUCGGAACAGCUGUUGUUGGAGGGCUAAUCACAGGUUUAAUUCUAAAGAUACCCAUCUGGGGGCAGCCAUCUGACCAGGCCUGCUACGAUGAUUCUGUUUAUUGGGAGCCUCCAACAGCCCAGUGUAAAGGAUCCAUAAACAGCCCUUAUCUUGAUCUCUUUAAAGGUCCCCGUGUACAGAGAACAUGA
Condylura cristata (star-nosed mole) is the source of this 1296-nucleotide messenger RNA. RefSeq names its product Rh-associated glycoprotein (gene RHAG). Gene Ontology annotation, biological process: ammonium transmembrane transport; ammonium homeostasis. The record is from RefSeq and is a predicted model, not a curated record. Gene Ontology annotation, molecular function: ammonium channel activity. The transcript has 10 exons. Bases 1 to 1296 code for a protein of 431 amino acids. Gene Ontology annotation, cellular component: plasma membrane. NCBI's taxonomy places the organism in Eukaryota, Metazoa, Chordata, Mammalia, Eulipotyphla, Talpidae.